GAGGGAAUCCCAAAGGACGCCCGGCCUAAGCGAACCCUGCAAUCCUGUCUCCCGCCCUCACCGCUGCGGGGUUCGGGCGGGGCAGGAGUGGGGGGUCCCGGCAGAGGGGACGCGGCCCCGCCAGACUGCCGGCGUGGGAAUCGGGGGGCCCUCGCGGUCGCAGCGCCCCCUCCCGGCCCAAGCGCAGGCGGGCUCCUGAGAACUCGGGUCCCCCGCACUGCGGGGAGGAGGGACGCGCGUCGGCCGGGUGACCUGGGCUGCGGGCAGCGCCGGGGCGGGGACUCGCGGCGGGGCAGGCGGGCGCGGCGCGCGGCGGGGCGGCCCCUUCCUGGCUCGGCUCGUCAGCCUCUUUCCCCCCGAGCGACGGCGCCACCCAUGGCGGAGGUGCUGGAGCCGGACCCCGCGACAGCCGAGCGCGCGGCGGCCCAAGCCGUGGAGACGCCGGGGUGGACGGCCCCGGAGGACGCGGGCCCCCAGCGAAGUUACGAGAUCCGGCACUAUGGACCCGCCAAGUGGGUCAGCACUUCCGUUGAGUCCAUGGACUGGGAUUCAGCCAUCCAUACCGGUUUUACAAAGCUGAACGGCUACAUUCAAGGCAAAAAUGAGAAAGAGAUGAAGAUAAAGAUGACAGCUCCGGUGACAAGCUACGUGGAGCCCGGUUCAGGUCCUUUUAGCGAGUCUAUCAUUACCAUUUCCCUGUACAUCCCCUCUGAGCAGCAAUCCGAUCCGCCCCGGCCUUCAGAGUCAGAUGUCUUCAUUGAAGACAGAGCUGAAAUGACUGUGUUUGUACGGGCUUUCGAUGGAUUCUCCAGUGCUCAAAAAAAUCAAGAACAACUUUUGACAUUAGCAAGUACUUUGAGGGAAGAAGGAAAAGUUUUCAAUGAGAAAGUUUACUACACGGCAGUCUACAACAGUCCUUUCAAGUUGCUUGAUAGAAAUAACGAAGUGUGGUUGAUUCAGAAAAAUGAACCAUCCAAAGAAAAUGAAUGAGGAAAAAACCCCAGGAAGUUUCAUUUCUUACUGUAGACAUCAGCACUGCAUACCCGUAAAAUGUAGAGUAGUUGCUCUACUUGAGAGAACGAUGAAUUGAGCUUAUCUCCAAGGUGCCUUUUAAUGUUUGAAGCUUUAUCUAGAUACACAGGGAACAGGGGACAGUAUUCUAGAAACAUGUGAAUCAGUCACAGCUCUGGAGGAUUUUACUUCUGUGAGGCUCCCGGGAAGUGUCCUGUUACUUGACCCUUCUUCACAUGAUGUUGACUUUUUCAACUUGGAUUUGCAUCCUUUGGAUGUCACCCCCUCCAGAUAUUAUCAAUAAAAAUGUUAAAGAGGUAUUCUGUGUGGCACGGCUGUGAAGCCUCAUAAGGUGAAGUUCAGUUGAAAGCAAAAAUCAGAUUCUUGGGGUGCCUGGGUGGCUCAGGCAU
Messenger RNA from Mustela erminea (ermine), 1421 nucleotides. RefSeq names its product heme binding protein 2 (gene HEBP2). The record is from RefSeq and is a predicted model, not a curated record. The transcript is spliced from 4 exons. Bases 376 to 990 code for a protein of 204 amino acids. Gene Ontology annotation, cellular component: cytoplasm. NCBI's taxonomy places the organism in Eukaryota, Metazoa, Chordata, Mammalia, Carnivora, Mustelidae.